AUGACGCUUCACACUCCAUACCAGCUGGUGGCGGUAACGCACCAGUUCCUGCUUUAUUACCGGCAGUAAACCUCAAAGAAGAAGCACCAUCAAGUAAACAUGGCACCGGCCAAAAAGCGCAACGUGAGUUCGGUAAAAACAGCAGAAAAGAGUGCAAAAAAAGCCAAAGUAGAUCUCAGCAAAACUGUCGAGCGUAUCCUCGAGAGCAGAAAGCAUGCCAACGAUGUUUUCGACAUUCUCGAGAGCCUUCAGGCAGAACAAGAGAAGGAGGUUAUCAGCGCAGUCGCUGCGUGCAGCGAGCUGUUCAGUGCGCUGCUGGAGAGGAAGGAGCUGUUCUUGGGAAAGCUCCCCGGAGAGGAGGACGCAUUGAGCGGGGGCUACAGCGCCGAGGACAAGUACCGGAUAUUUAUGCGACACCGGUACACCAGUUGUGUUGAGAUCCUGUUAGAGCACCUCAGCCAUGAGCAGUAUGACAUCAAGGAGAGUGCCAUGUGCUGCCUGAUGAAAUUUGCUGCCGGAGAAGGACGGCAUCCUCUUGAGGACUUGGACUGGAGUGAACAUUACAGCUUCCCAAGGGAACUGAUCCAGGCACUGGUGGACAACCUUCUGUCUAAAGCUACAGACAAUUCCCUGCUGAUCUCCAGGUUCCAGGAGUUUCUCGAGAUGGAGGAUGUGCGCUAUUAUGUAAUGAGCUCCAUCCGGGACAACGUCGGCAAAGUCAUGGACAAAAGCAAAGGGGCUGUGGUGCCUGUAUAUCAGAACAAUGUGUUCACACUCAUGUCCAGCAUCAGCAUGCCAAACCAGGAGUCAGAGCUGACCAAUUUUAUGGUCAAACAGGAAGCCAAGCAUGAGGACUGGAAAGCUGCCAAGCUGCAUGAACAUAAGCGUGUCUUUGAGAGGAUGUGGCUUGGCUUUCUGAAGUAUAAGUUGCCAAACAGCAUGUAUAAAAAGGUCCUGGUGAUACUACAUGACUCCAUUCUGCCGUAUAUGAGCAAACCCACGCUCAUGAUCGACUUCUUGACUGCUGCCUAUGAAAUUGGUGGGGCAAUCAGCCUGCUAGCACUCAAUGGCCUUUUUGUCCUCAUACAUCAACACAACCUAGAUUAUCCUGAUUUCUACAAGAAGUUGUAUAAUCUACUUGAGCCUUCUGUUUUUCAUGUGAAGUACAGAGCACGCUUUUUCCAUUUAGCCAAUGUCUUCCUUAGCUCCAGUCACUUGCCAGUUUACUUAGUGGCUGCAUUUGCCAAACGUCUGGCUCGCCUGGCUCUCACGGCACCGCCUACAGCCCUUCUCAUAGUGCUGCCCUUCAUCUACAACCUGAUCCGUCGCCACCCGUCCUGCAGAGUCCUCAUUCACAAGCCCAGCGCAGAAGAUGAACCUUUUGAGGAUCCUUAUCUGACGGAUGAAGAGGAUCCUGCUCAGUGCCGUGCCUUAGAAAGCAGCUUGUGGGAAAUUAAGUCGCUGCAAAAGCAUUACCAUCCAGAUGUGGCUAAAGCUGCACUGCUGAUCAACACACCUUUGUCAGAACAGGAGGAUGACAUCAGUGAGACACUAGAGGUCACAACGUAUGAGCUGAUGGAAAAAGACCUGAAGCAACCCGAGAUCAAGAGCGUCCCACUGGAAUUUGAAACUGCCACACGGUUACUAAAAGGAGGGGGAGACGUGUUAGGACAGCACUUCUGUCUGGCAUAAAAUGAGUCAAAACAACAGACCACAUUUGCCUUGUUGGAACCUUUUUACACUCGUUCAUCUUUUAUCUCAAGUGCUUUUCAGAAAGCGUUGCCCAAAUCUUCUCCAUGAAAAUUAGAUGCUUUUUUGCUUUUUUAAAUUCUAUAUUACUGUCCUCGAUGUGUGACUGUUGUAUGCCAAUAAAAACAUUUUCUAGAACUGA
Messenger RNA from Pundamilia nyererei, 1891 nucleotides. RefSeq names its product nucleolar complex associated 4 homolog (gene noc4l). The transcript has 15 exons. Gene Ontology annotation, cellular component: nucleolus; Noc4p-Nop14p complex; small-subunit processome. The coding region runs from base 100 to 1692 and encodes 530 amino acids. NCBI's taxonomy places the organism in Eukaryota, Metazoa, Chordata, Actinopteri, Cichliformes, Cichlidae. Gene Ontology annotation, biological process: ribosome biogenesis. The record is from RefSeq and is a predicted model, not a curated record.